This is a messenger RNA of Parasteatoda tepidariorum (common house spider), 2542 nucleotides long. Its product is annotated as pyruvate kinase PKM. Gene Ontology annotation, biological process: glycolytic process. The record is from RefSeq and is a predicted model, not a curated record. Gene Ontology annotation, molecular function: magnesium ion binding; pyruvate kinase activity; potassium ion binding. Lineage: Eukaryota; Metazoa; Arthropoda; Arachnida; Araneae; Theridiidae.
ACGCGGUGAAGCGGUGAUCCGGCAGGAGAAAAGGACGCGCGAACAAGGUCAUCUUCGCCCUCUCCCGGCUCGUGUCCAACCUUGGCAAUCCGAUCGGUAGCAAAUAAAGGACGAACGCUCUUAUCAUUCAGCUGGACUCGCUCUAUUUGUAUUCCCAACAGGUGUAAUUAUCAACUGAAGAUGUCUUCUCCUGUAAAAGUACCUUCUUCUCAUCAGCUUUCUGCAGCUGAAGAAGUAUGUUUGUUGGAUCAUCUUGGUGCGUUGGAUAUUGAUUCUGCACCUAUUUACCCCAGGCUCACAAACAUCAUUUGUACUAUUGGGCCAGCAUCUCGAGAAGUUGGAACUUUAAUGCAAAUGAUCAAUGCCGGUAUGAAUAUCGUAAGAUUGAAUUUCUCUCAUGGAACGUACGAUUAUCAUGCUGGAACCAUAAAGAAUGCACGAGAGGCCAUUAGCAAUAUUGCCAAAGAGGAAGGCUUAGCUUCUUAUCCUGUAGCUAUUGCACUAGACACUAAGGGACCUGAAAUACGAACUGGAUUACUUGAAGGGGGUCCUAGUGCAGAAGUUGAGAUGGUUAAAGGAAAAAUGGUAAAGGUGACCACUGAUGAUGCUUAUAUAGAAAAGUGUUCUGCUGAAGUGAUACAUGUUGAUUAUAAAAACAUAACUAAAGUUGUCGUUCCGGGAAGCAGAAUCUAUGUAGAUGAUGGCUUAAUUUCCUUGGUGGUCAAAUCAAUCGGAUCAAAUAGCGUUGAAUGUGAAGUUGAGAAUGGUGGUAUGCUUGGUAGCAAGAAGGGUUGCAAUUUACCUGGUGCUGAAGUAGAUCUGCCUGCUGUAUCUGAAAAAGAUAAACAAGAUCUUCUCUUUGGUGUUGAACAAGAUGUGGAUAUGGUAUUUGCUUCUUUUAUUAGGAAUGCCAAAGGAGUGAAAGAAAUUCGAGAAAUAUUAGGAGAGAAGGGGAAACAUAUUAAGAUCAUUCCAAAAAUUGAAAAUCAUGAAGGUGUGAAAAAGAUUGAUGAAAUUAUUGAUGUGUCUGAUGGUAUUAUGGUAGCUCGUGGAGAUUUAGGUAUUGAAAUUCCUACUGAAAAAGUAUUUUUAGCUCAGAAAAUGAUGAUUGCUAAAUGCAAUAUUGCUGGCAAACCUGUUAUCUGUGCAACUCAGAUGUUGGAAAGUAUGGUGAAAAAACCUAGGCCAACCAGAGCUGAGAGCUCUGAUGUUGCCAAUGCUGUCCUGGAUGGUGCAGAUUGUGUGAUGCUGUCUGGAGAGACAGCUAAAGGUGAAUAUCCAGUGGCUGCUGUCCAAGUGAUGCAUGCUAUAUGCCGUGAAGCAGAAGCAGCUGUUUUCCAUAGAAAUGUGUUCAGUGAUUUAAUGUUGAAAACUACUAUUCCCACUGAUGCCACAUUAUCUGUAGCAAUUGCUGCUGUAAAUGCAGCCAUGAAGAGCUUAGCCUCUGCCAUCAUUGUUCUCACUACAACUGGAAGAACUGCCCACAUGAUUUCAAAGUAUAGACCAAGAUGUCCUAUCAUCGCUAUUUCCAGAGUUAGCUUAACGACUAGGCAAGCUAAGUUGUAUAGAGGCAUUGAUGGUAUCCAUUUCACUGCUGAGAGGUUAUCAGAGUGGACCCAAGAUGUUGAUAGCCGCAUUCAGUGUGCCGUGGAUUAUGGUAAAAAGAAACUUUACCUCAAAAGUGGUGACACAAUAGUCAUUGUCACUGGAUGGCGCAAAGGUGCAGGAGCUACUAAUACCAUGCGCAUCAUCACUUUGCCAUAAAAGAAUACUCAUCUCAAUGUCCUGUUUUUUUGUGCUGCUUUCUUCUGUUACAGGAUCUGUUUCUUCAAAAACUUUCACGUAAUUUAUUUCAACUUGUGAGUGGUGCUCCAUUUAUAAUCAUUGUUGAAUUCAGUGCUUUCAUUUUGCCCCUUUUUUGUUCUUUAUCCUGUUUUUUUUUCUUUUUCAAAAAGGAUAUUGUUACAUCUGAGAAUCCUAUCACUGUUGCAAAUUAUAAACUGUUAUGUAUUUAUAUUUUGGAAAUUACUGUACAAAAGAAAUUUAUUCCUGUGGAAAAAGAAUUAUCGUGUGUCUAGCUUAGUAGUCUGUGAUAAUCUUGUUAAAAUAAAUAGUUUACUUGAAAUUCUUAAUUGUAAUGUUUCGUGUCCAUUGGCUGAAAAUUGGUGUUAAAGUUAUUAGAAAUACAUAAUCUAUAUAAUUUGGGUAAAAUAUUUUUAAAAAUGAAGUUUACUCAAUGUUUGAAGCAAUUAGUUAUUUUAUCCGGUAUUUUGUAUCAUGUAGUUUUUUCUUUCGAUCUAUUAAUAAUGAAAUUUUAGUGUUUUUUUUUUAAAUCUGUUAUUCAGUAUUAAGUUUUAAUGAGAUUUUCUGAAGUGGUGACUCUAAAAUUUAGUAUUAUGUUAGCAUCUUUUGUGCAUUUUGUUAUUUUUUAAGAAAUGGUUUUCACGUGAUUUGUAAUUUCUCCACUAUUCAGCUAAAACCAAAUGUCAAAAUAUUCUUAUUGAUUGUUGGAAUUUAAUAAAGAUAUCUUUCGAAAGAAUAA